AGAGCAGAACAACGCACUCGCUUCGCCCACGCGUCCUCCGCGGCUUCCCUGUCUACGGGAUAAUAACACACGCACUCCUGCCCGCCCAGUCAUCCGUCCAAUUCCCUCGGGCCCAAAUCCAAUUCUCUCUGGCCCUCACCAUGGUCCUGGGAGCCACAUCGGAAUAGCACCAAUCACCACCCAGUCCCCGGGCGGACGCCCUCAUAACGCUUCGCCGGGUCGGGCCCGUUGUCCUCCAUCCACGGCAGCCUGCGGCAAGACAUAACCAGAAAUGGACGAAGAUACAAAGCCGAGCACGCUGGCCCCGCCAGCCGUCACGGCCCUCAGGGAGGAGGCCGCGGCCACCUCGACCCAUCGCGUGCACAUGGAACGCACCGUCAGCCAAGACAUUCGCGAGCAGCGUGAAGACCUCAAAGAGGCCGCCGAGCAUACACUCAAUGUCAUCAUGUACUUGGAUCUCGACAAUAAGAUACAGUACGUGAGCGACUCAUGGAAGGACGUCAUCGGCACCACCACCGACCAGGUCGUGGGGAAACCAGUCUCCGAGAUCCUUCUGGGAGACUGCGGCCAGUUUUACGAAACCAUCGAAUCAAUGAGAAAGGACGAUUCGAGGAGCAGAAUCACCCGUUUCACCGUCCAGUUGGGCCCCCACUCGGCACUCUUGCGGAAGCGAUCACGACGCUCCGAGAGCGAGGAACAAGAAUCGGAGGGUCAGGUUGAGGAAGAGAUCGAGGAAGAGGAGCAGCAGAUCCUCAAUCUCGAGGCACAAGGCAUCAUGGUCUACGACCGAACGACUGGUGCUGAAAGUCACUCUAUGUGGAUGAUCCGCCCUUCGGUUGUACGCGAAGUCACCAUUGACCUCCCGGAAGUGCUUGUGGAGUCUCUCGGUGUAGGGGCCGAGAUGUUGGCUCACUAUCUCAAUGGCCUUGCCGAACAAGGUGCAAAUGACCCUGGCCACCACCCACCCCCACUACCUGUACUUUGUCGUAUCUGCGAACGUCAGAUUACACCAUGGUGGUUCGAGAAACACACCGAGCUAUGUCUACAGGAGCAUCGUGCCGAGAUGGACGUCCAAAUGGCCCAAGAGGGACUUGCCGAGCACCGCAAUGCCAUCGUCAAAGUCCUGGAUGCUCUUGAGAACUCUAGCCGAGUGUCGAGAGCUACGCCGACCGAAAUGACGCAACCCCCGCAACUUCCUGAAUACAAAGGAAUUCCCAUUCAGGCGACGUCCACCCCCUCCUCGGGUACUCCAUCUGGUCGCAAUUCCCCGGCAUCGCCUCCCUCGAGGUCUCGUGAAAGAGGUAUCGGAUUUGGUCAUCACCGUGCCCGAUCUUUUGCCGUGCGAAGACCCCUGGCUCGCAUCGUGGAGCUUGUUCUAGAUCUGUGUGAUACAGCCCUCGAGAUCAACACCCCCUCUGUCAAGGAUGGCAUGCGUGGGCAGCCUGCAAGCGAAAUCAGGACACAGUCCCCUCAAUCAGAGAAUCGAAUUUCUCAGGUGUUGCAAUGGCAGUCCCCCUCCCUGGGCGUCUCCGAUCACGGGGAUGGCUUCAAGAUGCUCUGUGAAGAUACCGGUAAAUUCGCACGAGCCAAAGUGGAUGCUGUCUUCCGCCACAGGCGUAUCCUAGAGUACUCGGAACGAAUACGAAUCGAAUUCGAUCUACUCGUGCAAGAGUGCAUCGAGGCUGCAAUGGACAAAGCCGCCAGAAUUGCGGCGGGCGAGGACAGCUCGUCGGAUGAGGAGCAGCGGGAAGAAGAAGGCCCGUGUGAUAUGAACGACAUCCCUCCCAUUGAGGAUCUCAUCUUUCCUGGGUCGUUCGAGGGUCCUUCGGCUAUGGCACAGGCCCUUCGUAACGCCUCUGACCCUUCUUUACCAGCAGGAUUGAGCAGACGAGAAUCCUCCGUGGCGGGGUCAACGAGGUCUAGUAGUCCUCGGGGUGGAAACCAGACGCCUCGCUCCCAUGUUGGGGCCAUCAACAUCGUUACGCACAACAAACGCCAAUCUAUGCACUUUGAAAGCGAUGCCGGAGCCGAUAGUGAUAGCAGUGUGAGAUCGUCCGUUCUAUCUGGUCCCCGACGAGCAGACUCCCCGUCCUCCGAACUUGGCUUGAACAGGGUUGCCAGCUCACGCGAGCGCAAACGCAAGAGUCUCAUUCUUCCGAGUGCAAUGUCGAACAGUCGGCAGCAGUCGCCCGCUCGAGCGAUCAUUCCUCCGUCUUCGCCUCUGCGGAUGAACAAGCCACGACUUCCCAGCGGUGCUGCCGAGGGAUUGCAGUCCCCCAUCACAUCUCCUGUCCUGGCCACAAGCGAGUUCUCCUCUCCUGCGCUUGCCCAUGUCCAGUACCACCACCAUCGCCGUCAAUCCUCCACGGCAGGUUCGGAUGGGCCAAGGGCUGUUUCUCCGCGCAUGAUGCCACUCACAACUGCUCCUCAGCCCCGUGCCGUUCCUCCAUCAAUCAAAGACUUCGAAGUUAUCAAGCCCAUCAGCAAGGGCGCUUUCGGCAGUGUGUACCUGGCGAAGAAGAAAUCGACUGGAGAAUACUACGCGAUCAAAGUCUUGAAGAAGGCAGACAUGGUAGCAAAGAACCAGGUCACCAACGUGAAAGCAGAGCGUGCAAUCAUGAUGUGGCAGGGCGAAAGUGACUUUGUUGCUAAGCUAUACUGGACGUUCUCGAGCAAGGACUACCUCUACCUAGUCAUGGAGUAUCUUAACGGCGGAGACUGUGCGUCUUUGGUCAAGGUACUAGGCGGGAUUCCCGAGGACUGGGCCAAGAAGUAUCUCGCGGAGGUGGUGCUCGGUGUUGAGCACUUGCACAGCCGCGGCAUUGUUCAUCGUGAUCUGAAGCCUGACAAUCUUUUGAUCGACCAGAAAGGUCACUUGAAGUUGACCGAUUUUGGCCUCUCUCGCAUGGGAUUGAUCGGUCGUCAGAAACGAGCUUUGAAUAGCAAGGCAGAUGAAGCUGCACCAGAUCUGCUGAAGUCAGGACCCUUUCAUCGUGCAACUUCGAUGGCCUCCUCGCGCUCGGCAUCUUUCGAUCUGAACCCUUCACCUUCACAGACUCCUAGCAUGACUCCUGCCCUGGCCGGCGAUAUAGGUCAGCCCUCCUACUUCAGUCUCAAUAGGGAGAGCUCCAACAGCCGCGAUCCAUCGAGAAGGACGUCGGGCAAUCGAAGUGACAGUGGUGAUACCGAAGCUUUUCAGGCUAUGUUCCGAAGAUUCUCCAUCGUCGACGAUCAAUUGGUUCAAACACGAAGUCGAUCGCCGAUUGAGGAGGAGGCUUUCAGCGAUGAAGGCUCUCCUGAUCUAUUCCCCAUAGCACACACCAUGAGUCAAGUGAGCACCGCCCAGAACAAUACACCUCCUCCAACGUCGGCUAUGCCGCCACCGCAUAUGGCCCUGUUUGAUCCGGAAGACAGCAACCGACGUUUCGUUGGUACCCCAGACUAUCUUGCACCUGAAACCAUCAGUGGCAGUGGUCAAGACGAAGUCAGCGAUUGGUGGUCAUUGGGGUGCAUUCUAUUUGAAUGCCUUUUUGGGUAUCCACCAUUUCAUGCCGAUACUCCUGAUGCGGUGUUCCAGAACAUCCUAUCACGCAACAUCGACUGGCCCGAUGAAGACGAGGCCGAGGUCUCGGAUGAUGCAAAGGAUCUCAUGAAUCGUUUGAUGUGCACCGAUCCCUCAAAGCGACUAGGUGCGAACAUGGACGACAAAUUUGCCAGUGGCGGAGAGGAAAUCAGAAAUCAUCCUUGGUUUGCUGACGUUGAUUGGGAAACGCUUCGUGAUGCCGAGGCGUCUUUCAUUCCUGCACCUCAGAACCCGGAGGACACUGAGUACUUUGACACCAGAGGCGCAGCGAUGCAAAACUUCACUGAGUUUGAGGAUCAGGGUACAUCCUCUGGCGGUACCCCCGGUGCCGACUAUCCUGACCGUCCUCACGAUGCGCUCUCUCGCGUUCGCUCUCAAAUCAGUGUUACUACUAUGAAGCGUGGCCUCAUUCCAUUGCACAUACCUGCUCAUGUCCGCGAAGGCCGAACUAGGAGGCUGAGCGAGCCUGUUGCAACGGACGAUUUUGGCAAUUUCAGCUACAAGAACUUGCCGGUGCUAGAAAAGGCAAACAAAGACGUCAUACAGAAGCUUCGCGCAGAGGCAAUGCAACCGCACAGCAAGCCAGUGUCUGCUGUUCAAUCACCGACCAUCACGUCUCCUUCGCCAUCCUUGGAGUCUAGCCCCAUGCUUCCGGCUCCGCUGAAGCGAACUCUAUCUACUACCAAAGGUGCCGCCGGAAGACCAUCGUCUCCAUCAGUUGGCGGGUCAAAUUCCUCGCCAAACCGAGCCUCUCAACCAUCGUCUCCGUUGUUAGUUCAAUUUAGUACUGGCCAGCAUCAUGAAAGACGCAAGACCUCUAGUAGCGGUUCCUCGCUUGCACAUUCCACGAGCAAUCCGGCAUCACUUCAGCCUGGUAACUUCUUCGAUGCUCCCCGUCUAGGUUCUGGCUUUCGCAAUUCCCCCGAAGCCAUCUCACCGAUCAAGCUCGUUAAAACACCCUCUGCUAUGUCUUCAUCCUUCACUGAAAAAGGAAACCCAGGGCAUCGCUCGACCUCCAUCGGCCAGGCGAAUGCACCUUCCCCACGAGCGCGCUCCCAAACCAUUGGAUCGCAGGAGGAAGAUGUUGUUCGCGAUUUGGUUCCCAACCAGCACAAACGCAGAAGUCAAGUCUUUGAUGUGUCUCCCUCUUCAUCAGACACAGAGGAUACACGUGCUAAGGCCCUGUUGCGUGUACAAAGAAGAAGGCAGAGUUCACGACGCUUGUCUCAGAUCAGCCUUGCAGAUGGUCCAAUCUUCAGACCCCUUGACGUCCUGGUCUGCGAAGACCAUCCUGUCUCACGUCUUGUCAUGGAGAAACUCUUGGAGAAGCUGCGUUGUCGAACAUUGACGGUAACAAAUGGCUCAGAAGCUAUUCGUUAUGCCAUGGGCGAAGUCAAGUUCGAUAUCAUUAUGAUGGAAUUCAAGCUACCUCAAGUCAACGGAGCCGAUGUUGCGCGAAUGAUCAGAGAGACUAAGAACGCCAAUUCGCACACACCCAUCGUUGCAGUCACCGGCUAUCUCAAAGAGCUCCAGGCACCCCAUCACUUUGAUGCGCUGAUCGAGAAGCCGCCCACAAUUGCGAAGCUGUCCGACACAUUUGGCAAGCUCUGCCAGUGGAAACCACCACCACCGAACUGGACUCCUGGGCAAAGUAUGUACCCCUCAAUACCACUCUCUGGCCUCCGUCAGGAAUCCGUUCGCCAAGGAGACAGCCCUAUCUCGAAUUCCUCGAGCUUUCCACCUGUGCCUUCAGGAAGCUAUCGCGGAUCCAGCCGCGAGGAUUCCAUCAGUUCCAGCUUCUUCGGUGACAACGACAGUCGCACGGGUGACGACGUGCCAGUAGCAAUUGCGCGCCUCGGCGGCGAUGAUUGGCGAGAACGGGAUUUAGCUCGAGCAAUGAGUGGUCUGGGGAUAUCGGAGGAUCCGGCCAGUGGUGUCGAUCCCAAGAACGCGGGGCACAAUCUCCCACUUCCGCAUGACCUCCCACUUCACGGCGUUUCCGCCCCGGCAGUGCUGGAGACUGCUACAAUCCGCAAGCAACGAUCCGCAGAGAUGGUUGGGGCCAAGCGUCGUAUUCUGGAAACUCGCAAACACGAAUCUGCAGAGUCUGGCGACGACGAAGACGACGAGCUGGGCCAUAUCAGCGUUCGCACAAAAAGCCCCAAGUCACGCCCAAAGUCUUCGUCCAAGCUUGGUAUCGAGAUGAUGCGGACGAACAGUAGGGGCAGUGUCAUCUCUGUGGAAGACAUUGCACCUCCUGACACGACAUUGGCCUCGUCGCCGCCCCCUGCCAUCACUGAGGAUCGGCACGCAGAGGAGCGGGAAGCGCAGCUUAGCGGCUACGACGUCCCUCCGGUCUCACUCACACCGCCAGAGAUAUUCCCGCAAGCCCCGGGUGACCAAGCCCAGGAUAUUGCAUUGGACACGACGCCGAGGGCCUCCAUGCAGGCCAACGAUCCCGAUCCGGAUCCCACGCCUAGAGCUAAGGCGUCACCAAAAGUGUAGAUCUUGUUUACAGGGAACGCAUGUUUUAGCCGGCCCCUUGCAACUAUGAUUCUUGUCGACCUACCCCGCCUCUCCAGCAUUUCCAUGGU
This is a messenger RNA of Aaosphaeria arxii CBS 175.79, 6177 nucleotides long. RefSeq names its product putative response regulator receiver RIM15p. Gene Ontology annotation, molecular function: protein serine/threonine kinase activity; ATP binding. The record is from RefSeq and is a predicted model, not a curated record. Bases 272 to 6088 code for a protein of 1938 amino acids. Gene Ontology annotation, biological process: phosphorelay signal transduction system; peptidyl-serine phosphorylation. Gene Ontology annotation, cellular component: nucleus; cytoplasm. The transcript is spliced from 2 exons. NCBI's taxonomy places the organism in Eukaryota, Fungi, Ascomycota, Dothideomycetes, Pleosporales.